AUGUUUAGAGCCAUGAGCACUAGGAAGAUCCACGGCGGCUACGAAAAGCUAGGGGAAGAAGAACCUAGUCUGAAGAGGGUCACAAGCGUUCCAGGUAGUGUUUAUGGUAAUUCAAGAAACCCGAUUCAAGAGGUGAAGAAGACGCCGACGGUGAAACCAACCAGUGGUUCUGUUCAUCCUUUGCUAAGUUUCUUCGACGUUCGUUUCCAAAAGAAGAAGAAGAAGACAACGAAGAAGAACUUGGCGACGGCAAAACCUGAGUUUGCUAGGUAUAUGGAGUAUUUGAAGGAAGGAGGUGUGUGGGAUCCGAAUUCUAAUGCACCUGUGAUUCAUUACAAAUAGUUUGGAUGAAAGGAAGAUGAAUAAAGAUGUUUGUAUAUUGUUCUUUUAAUAUAUAUAAUCUAUGAGGAAACAAAAAACAACUAGUGAUCUGUUUUAAAGGAUGGAUUCAACUAUGAAUUUGUCAUGUUUUACGAAUUACCUUUUUGGUUAACUGUAUUAAAAAGUUGAGAGUGUUUAGUGUACUUUCAAUGAGCUCAAGAAUAAGAUAAAUUCAAGAUCCAUGAGCUUAUUAUGGCCAAUAACUUGGUUUUGAUUUUGAUUUUG
Messenger RNA from Eruca vesicaria subsp. sativa (arugula), 606 nucleotides. The record is from the annotation of a GenBank genome assembly. Lineage: Eukaryota; Viridiplantae; Streptophyta; Magnoliopsida; Brassicales; Brassicaceae.